Leptidea sinapis is the source of this 2700-nucleotide messenger RNA. It is a transcript of the gene msl-3, whose product is annotated as male-specific lethal 3 homolog. The record is from RefSeq and is a predicted model, not a curated record. Gene Ontology annotation, cellular component: NuA4 histone acetyltransferase complex; nucleus; MSL complex. The transcript has 13 exons. NCBI's taxonomy places the organism in Eukaryota, Metazoa, Arthropoda, Insecta, Lepidoptera, Pieridae. Gene Ontology annotation, biological process: regulation of DNA-templated transcription; chromatin organization. Bases 271 to 2088 code for a protein of 605 amino acids.
CUUGUGUUUUGAUUUUGAAAAUCGGAUAGAAGCGUUCUAUUACUUUGUGCAGAUCUGGUGAAAUAUUAACUAUUAUAUUUAUCAUACUAUUGGCAAAAAUAUAUCGUGAAAACGUACUAAUGACUGACACUAGUAUUUGCUUUGGAAUCAAGUAAUGAUACUUUUUUCUCAAGAGAUAUGACCUAAACAUUUUGGCGCAUUUACGCCGCAAAUGUCAACAAAAUAUAAAGGAGGCUUUCGUGCUAAUAAAGAGUACUAAAUAAUAAAGAAAUGGUGUCGACAAGAAGCAUUCGAUAUAAAUUUAGUGAAGGUGAAAGAGUUCUGUGCUAUGAACCAGAUCCUACAAAAGCAAAAGUAUUAUAUGACUCAAAGGUAUUAGAAGUGAUUGAGAAUAAAGAUAAACGUGGACGUAGAACAAUAGAAUACUUAAUCCAUUUUCAAGGCUGGAAUUCAUCAUGGGACCGUUGUGUUGGUGAAGACUUUGUGUUAAAAGAUACAGAAGAAAACAGACAGCUCCAGAGGGAUCUGGCAGAAAAGUCACAGCUGCAAUUAGGUGCAUAUUUAUAUCGACGGGAAAGAAAGAAAGGAGGCAGUUCUACAACAGGAUCUGCAGCUAAAAGGUCUCGUCAUGGAUUUAGUGAUGAUGGCUCUUCCAGCAGCACCCAACCUGAUGAGGGUGAAACAGCAAUAGAUACCGACACUUCUACUGGUUCAACAUCAAGUGCGAAUCCAAAAAGUCAAUCUUCAACACAUUCCCGUGGUGCGCAAAUUACUGUACCAUCUUCACUGAGAGCUGUGCUGACGUUCGACUACCACCUGGUGGUGAAGAGGGGCCGCAUGGCUAGGCUACCCGCGUCUCCGAGCGCCGCCGAGAUCCUGGAGUCUGUGGUCAAGUGGUUCGGGAGAGCUGGCGCCUGGGACCCUCCUCGAUCUAAACACGAGCCACCCCACAAGCCAGAUGUCAACGAGGUCUCCGCCAGAUUGAACCUAGUGCGCGAGGUAGCAGAUGGUCUGCGUGUGUACUUCGACUUCAUACUGAAGGGGCACCUGCUUUACAAGCAGGAGAUGGGGCAGUACCACGAGUUGUGUGGACAGUUUCUGGACUUUCCAGCAGAAAUAAACUCGGAAGGUGAGGACCAAGAGAACCAGUCACCGCACGGCGAUGUGACUGCUGAUUGUCCCAGGAUAGCGGAGUUCUCGCACCUCCCUCCCGACCCGGCGGCAUAUGAGCCUGACGAUGAACCGUUAGUUAAUCAUGUGGAUCGGAAACGUUCAUCAAUAUCGGAGAUCAAUGACCAAAAAGACCCACCCACGGCGGACACAGCCCCCCCGGGAGAUAUAGACCCCCCGGGAGAUAUAGCCCCCCCGGGAGAUACAGCACCCCCGGGUGAUACAGCCCCCCCGGGAGAUACAGCCCCUCCGGGAGAUACUGCCCCUCCGGGAGAUACUGCCCCUCCGGGGGACAGUACUGACACCGCCGCAGAUAUCAAGCCCGCCAUACUACCCAUAGUAGAGAAUAAGGAGCACGCGAACGGACUUCUCAAGAAGAAUAGACCGGUCACUGUGGCGAGGAGAUACAACGGUAGGCUACGGUCCCACAAGUCAACGGUGUCCCGUUCUACGAGCGAAGAACCUGUGCCCGGUGCCUCCACCUCUGCAGCGGAACCUAGGCUCUGCGAGACCCACUCCUCAAGCGUUGGCAGUAGUGGUUCGUCGACGUGCGAUUACCGAGGCGGUGAGGGGGAGGGGAGGGACGAGAGGACAGGCACUCGGGCCAACUCGCACGUGCCAAGCGGCACUUACACGAGGACCCCUCUCUCAUUACUAAUGGAGAAGGUUGCAAAAUUUGAACUAAUACCUCGAGACCAGAGCACGGAACAUCUUCCAUGUCGGAUAUACGGCGCGGUCCACUUGGCGCGACUAUUUGUUGUUUUGCCUAAGUUCUUAAACGCAACACAGAUGAAUGACAUUAAGCUGAAUGUAGUGCUCAAAUACAUCGACAUAUUUGUCCAAUAUCUCGACGAACAUACGGAGUGGUUCGGAGAGGGAUUCUAUGUGGAUAACAUCUUCGGGCGGCCGCGUACAUAGCUGUCUGUCUGUAAUUAUGUCACUGACCUGCUUAAGUACCACUGGACAGGCUGUUCCAUAUGCUUGACAGCAUUCUUUUGUGCCUAUAUGCAGCGCCACUAGCGAGCGUCCAGAGAACUAAUUUUGACGUAUAAUAUAAAUGGCUGCGAAGGAACGUACAUUACUCUGAAGUAUUUUUGCUUUUUGAAUUCAUUUCGUUCGUUUUCCGUGUUAUUUAUACUUCAAGAAUCAACGUAAUAAAGUACACAAUGUUUUUUGUAAAUAGUUUUCCACCAUCUAUCGAUGUUUGCUGAGGUUGUCAUCACUUCUUUUAGUUUUAGUUUAGUUUAUCACCCUCGCUACAUGGCCAACAGUGCCAAAAUGGCGAAUAUCAAACAGGCACAAAAGCACUUUGACAGCCGCCAAUCCAAUGGUAUAUACUAGAGGUCAGUGAAUUAUGUACAUAUAGAGACACCUGUUGUUGACACUUCACGUGGCCCGGAUUCUGUUAUCUCUAAUAAAUGACUUGAAGACGAGUCGUUUGAAGUUUCCUGAUUACUGUGUAAUCUAUGUUUUCUUAGAUAUAAUGUGAUAGCGUAAUUUUUUACAAAUUAAUAAAUGUAAAAUUGUAUA